This is a messenger RNA of Cherax quadricarinatus, 522 nucleotides long. Its product is annotated as cuticle protein 7-like. Gene Ontology annotation, cellular component: extracellular matrix. The record is from RefSeq and is a predicted model, not a curated record. NCBI's taxonomy places the organism in Eukaryota, Metazoa, Arthropoda, Malacostraca, Decapoda, Parastacidae.
AUGUUAAAUCUGACCUACCAGACAGUGGCUCUGGUGUUCUUGCUGGUAGUGGUGCCAUGGGCAGCUGCCCAGGGUGACUACAGCUACCAGGCUCCGUCAGUAAGGGGACCCGACUUUGCCUCCGGCCCCGCCCAGUACAACUUCCAGUGGGACGUCAACGAUGCACCGUCAGGUAAUUUCUUCGGCCACCAGGAGGAAAGAGACGGCGACAUCACCAGAGGCAGUUACUAUGUACGGCUGCCUGACUCUCGUCUCAUGCGGGUUGACUACUACGUUGACAGCACCGGCUAUCAUCCCACCAUCACCUUCGAGGGAGAGGCUCAGUUUCCCAGCGGUCCUGCAAGUGUUUACUCCCAGCCCGCUCAAGCUCCUAGGCAAGUGUUUCCACAGCCCGCCCCAGCUCCUAGGCAAGUGUUCUCUCAGCCCAUCCAGGCUCCUAGACAGGUGUUCUCUCAGCCUGCCCCAGCUCCUCUACAGCCUGUCCCAGCUCCCUCGCAGUUAUACUCAGCACCAGGAAAAUAA